GAAGAAGAAUUUCGGGAAGAAUGGAUUUAUCCUGUGUUUGUUUGCACUGAUCCGAAAUCUGAUGCUUCAGACUUCAGCGCAAUCGUAAUCGAAGACUCUCGAGAACCUUACUUCCCAUUUCUUAUCGUCAUUUACUUUGUGUUUCUAUUUCUGAGCGCGCUCUUCACUGGUCUAAACCUUUCCUUGAUGUCCUUGGAUAUGGAAGACCUUCGCCGAAUAAGGGAGUAUGACGAGAAUCCUAAGACUCGUCGCUAUGCGGCGAAUAUAAUUCCCAUUCGAGAAAAUGGGAACUUUAUGCUGUGCACCAUCAUUCUUGGUAACACUAUCUGCAAUACAAUAGACGUGCUAACAUUCGAUAGGAUCACCCACAACCUGGAUUUCGUUGAGUGGCAACGAAUUCUCCUGGUGGAAGUCGUGCCAUCGCUAUUUAUCAUAAUUUUCUCUGAAAUCAUUCCGCAGGUUAUCUGUACUAAAUAUGCUCUACCGAUUGGAAGUCGUUGUCGACGAUUGAUGGUAUUUUUCAUGGUCCUCACAUAUCCAGUUAGCUAUCCUUUAUCAUUGUUCCUUGAUUGGGUAGUGGGAAAAGGUAAGCCCUGUCAAAUAUAA
Molecule: messenger RNA, 606 nt
Organism: Strongylus vulgaris
Lineage: Eukaryota; Metazoa; Nematoda; Chromadorea; Rhabditida; Strongylidae
Source: the annotation of a GenBank genome assembly